AUGCCGACCAUGUCGGAAUCUGAGGUGUUCGAGCUGAAACUCGAGAUGCAGCACCUCCAGGAAAAGCUCACGUUUUUGGCGGGAGGCACCAACGGGGCGGAGCUGGUGGACGUGGUAAUGGAGAAGGACGCGGAGCUAGAACAGAUCAACAAGAAGCUCAAGGAAGUGGAGGCCAGCAGGUCCAAGCUGGCAGAGAGCGCCAAGCGGGUAGACGCCCGGCGAAGAGAGGCAAUGAGGCAGUCCGAGCACCAGCUGGUAAGGGUGCAGGCCCUAGAGAGGGAGCUGGAGCGGCAGCUGGGAAUCUCGGACGAGCAGCGCAGACGGGUGGCUGACACGAAGGAAGACUUAGCCUUGACCAAAGAGGAGCUUCGAAAGACCCAGGUCGAGAUGGCAUCAAAGGAGGCCUCGGCUCUAGAGAGGCUUGCCACAGCCCGCGAUGAGGCGUCGUCCCUGCAGAGGAUGGUGGAGGGGCAAAGAGACACAAUCGUCAGACUCGAAUCCGACAGUAAGGGUCUGGAGGAGACGGUGUCCAGGAAGGAGGACGAGAUCAAGAGCCUGGAACAGCGCAAGAAGGAUGUCGCCGCUCGUUCCAGAGAGAUGAAGAACCACCUGGAGAAGCUCUUGCUGAACUCUCAGAAGUCCCAGGCCGACCUGGCGGGCCAACGCUCGACGCUGGAGGCGGAGCUCGGCAAGCUCCGGCGACGGAUGGACGAGCGGGCGAAGACGGCUUUGGAGGAAGAGCGUAAGACCACGACGCUCGCGCGAGAGUGCGGGAACUUGAAGACCGAGCUCGAAGCGGCACGCCAAGACAUCACCAGCGCCUCGGAGGAGCUGGCCGCCGUCCGCCUGACCAAGCAGGAGGCCGACGAGGCUCUGCUGGGGAAGGACAAGGAAAACAGCAAGCUCCGGAACAAGAACGAGAGCUUGAGGGUGGAGAUGGACCGACGACUUCAUGCUCUCAACCAGGAGAAGGGAGACCUGGCAGAAAAGAUGGAGGAAUCGAUUCGGGAGCUGAAGGAGCGGGAGAACUUACUCCACGGCCAGCUGGAAGCCACGGGAAGGGAGAACAAGGAGAUCCAGGAGGCGCAGUCGGCGGAGAUCAGCGAGAUGGAGGAGCAGCUGAGGUUGGCCAACGAGGACAGGGAGCGCUUGAAGGCGGACGCGAGGAAGGCGAAGGCACACAGCAAGUCGGAGGCUAGGUGGCGGGCGAGAGCUGAGGAUGUCAUGGCGGGCAGAGCGGCGGACCUUGAGCGGGCGAAUGCAGAGGUUGCGGCGAUGAAGCAACAGGGCGUGGAGCUGCGGCAUAUGGAGGCCGAGAACAAGGAUCUGAAGGCACGGAUCGAGAGGCAGGAGGCCUUCCACAAGAGGAGGAUGGAGAAGGAGAAGAGGGAAAAGAGGGCUGGACGGCCUGUGUCCGGAGGGUCUGGCAGAGUGCCACCCGGACCCGCUGGCGGCGCCGCGUCUGGGCGCGCGGCGGCUCAACUACUCCCCUUGCCGCCGCUGAUGACCUACGGCGAGGACGACGGCCGCGGCGCGAGCCGGAGGCUGUCGAUGACGCCGACUUCGGCCAGCCGAGGGGGAGACGGUGAUGACGGUGACGGCGGCGGCGGCGGCGGCGGCCGCGAGCUGUUCUCGUCCGAACGGCCUCGCUCCGCUUCUGAAGCUCACGGCAGCGGCGGUGGAAGCAGCCCUUGCUUCUUCUCAACAACAACCCCGUCGAAUCACGCCGAUAAGGAGAACAGGGUCCAGCAGAAGCAGGCAGCGGCAGCACAGCGAAGAGGAGCCCCUGCGUGGGAAGGCAAUGGCGGCGGCGGCGCCGACUGCGAGGCUGGCGCCGGCGGCGGCAGAGACAUCGACGGCGGUGACGGCGGUGCGUUUACCGACGACGACGCCGCUGGAAGGGGCGGUUGUCGCGCUCCUGCGAGCGGGGGACGCCUGAAAACCAGCGGUCUCAGCAGCAGCGGAGUUAACAGCAGGGGGCGGGGAUUGUCGUCGUCGGGAAGCAAGGGCGGGGGAGUCGGCAGGGCUACCGUCGCUAGCGCUGCUGCUGCUGCUACGCAGCCCCUGGAAAGCAGCAAGAUCAGGCGCGUGGCGAGGUCGCCGGCGACGCGCGGGUUGCACGAGGCCACCGGCGGUCGCCACGCCACGACCGCUUCCUCGCACUCGUCUUCUCGCGGAAGGAGUGCUGUGGCGGCGAAGGUGGGGGCCCCGCGGUCGUCGAGCCUAGGUAUUCAGUCCCGUGCCUCCUCGGGGUGGCGGUGA
Ectocarpus siliculosus is the source of this 2262-nucleotide messenger RNA. Lineage: Eukaryota; Phaeophyceae; Ectocarpales; Ectocarpaceae. The record is from the annotation of a GenBank genome assembly.